Elephantulus edwardii (Cape elephant shrew) is the source of this 4185-nucleotide messenger RNA. RefSeq names its product leucine-rich pentatricopeptide repeat containing (gene LRPPRC). Gene Ontology annotation, molecular function: protein binding. The record is from RefSeq and is a predicted model, not a curated record. The coding region runs from base 1 to 4185 and encodes 1394 amino acids. The transcript has 38 exons. Lineage: Eukaryota; Metazoa; Chordata; Mammalia; Macroscelidea; Macroscelididae.
AUGGCUGCCCUCCUGAGACCAGCUCGCUGGCUCCUUCGCACGUGCCCAGCCCCGCGACUCCCGCUCUCCCUGCGCUUCUCCGGGGGAGGCCCAGGCCGCCUGCACGCCGUCCCCUGUCUGUCUGCUGCCCGUGUGGAGCCCUUCUCCAGAAAACUAGUUGGCCAAGCCAGGAGAUAUGCUAUUGCUGCUGAAAAGAAGAAUUAUCUUCAAGAGGAGUCCAUGUCUACUCAAAGAAAGAUUAAUAGUCAAUUUGACUUGGCUCUGAUGAGACUAGAUAAUUCUGUCCGAAGAACUGGCCGCAUCCCAAAGACACUUCUGCAAAAAGUUUUUGAUAAUGCAUGCCACUCAGGGAAUCCCAGUGGCAAUCAGGCCUUGCUUCUGCUGCGCAGCUGCGGUUCUCUCUUGCCUGAACUAAAGCUCUCAGAGCGAACAGAAUUUGUACAUAGGAUAUGGGACAAACUUCAGAAAUUAGGUACUGUUUAUGAUGUAAGUCACUAUAAUGCUUUACUUAAAGUCUAUCUUCAGAAUGAAUAUAAAUUCUCACCAACUGACUUUUUGGCAAAAAUGGAGGAAGCAAAUAUUCAGCCAAAUCGAGUGACGUAUCAGAGGUUGAUUGCUGCUUAUUGUAAUGUAGGAGAUAUUGAAGGUGCCAGCAAGAUUCUUGGGUUUAUGAAAAGCAAGGAUCUUCCAGUCACAGAAGCGGUGUUCAGUGCCCUUGUUACCGGACAUGCAAGAGCAGAGGAUAUGGAGAAUGCAGAAAAUAUUCUUACAGUGAUGAAAGAAGCUGGACUUGAGCCUGGUCCAGACACAUACCUUGCAUUGUUAAAUGCAUAUGCUGAGAAGGGAGAUAUCGAUCAUGUUACGCAGACCUUGGAGAAAGUGAAGCAGUCUGAUCUUUACCUUACGGACCGUGAUUUAUUGCAAGUUAUUUAUAGCUUCUGUAAAGCUGGAUAUCCUCAGUAUGUUUCAGAGAUUUUGGGAAAAUUUACACAUGAAAGAAGAUACAUUCCAGAUGCAAUGAACCUCAUUUUACUUUUAAUCACUGAAAAAUUGGAAGAUACAGCAUUCCAAAUUUUAUUAGCCUGUUCUUUGGCGAGAAAAGAUGAUCUCCGUGAUUUUGGAAGGUUUUUUUUGCGACACUGUGUGGAAAUGAAUACGCCUGCGGAGAAGUUAAGUGACUACUGCAAGAAGUUAAAGGAAUCCCAGUUGCACUCAUCUCCUUUCCAGUUCACACUACAUUGUGCUUUAGAAACCAAUAAAGCUGAUUUGGUGAAAGCUCUAGUGAAGACUUUUAAGGAAGAAGGCUUUCCCAUCAGAACUCAUUAUUUCUGGCCAUUGCUAGUUGGACAUCAGAAGAAGAAAGAUGUUCAAGGUAUAAUUGAAGUUCUCAAAGGAAUGCAAAAAAUAGGAGUAAAUCCAGAUCCUGAGACUUAUAUAAAUUAUGUGUUUCCAUCAUUUGAUAGUGUGAAGGCUGUACGUGCCAGUUUGGAAGAAAAUGGAUAUGUUCCUGAAAAUAAAACCUUUUUGCAAGCUGAAUUGAAAAAUGAAGCAUUAAAGGGGAACUUGGACUCUUUUUUAUCAUUUUUGGAAUCAAAUACAUCACCUAUGUCAUUGAAUUAUUUGAGAGGCAGCCUGAUUUUAGGUUUUAAGAGGUGCAUGGAUGUAAAUCUUUGGAGCAAGAUAACAGAACUGUUGUACAAGGAUGGACGGUAUUGCCAGGGGCCUCCAGGAGCAACGGAAGCUGUUGGCUAUUUUCUUUAUAACUUGAUUGACAGCAUGAGUGACUCAGAGGUACAGGCCAAGGAGGAGCAUUUGAGACAAUACUUCCAUCAGCUGAAGGAGAUGAAUAUAAAGAUUCCGGAAAAUAGCUACAAAGUGCUUCGUAAUCUCCUGGAUAGCUAUCAUGUUCCUGAAUUGAUUAAGGAUGUUAAUAGUUUGAUUGAUAGAGAGACUCAAAAAACAGUGCAACAUAAAUUGUCUGAUUUGGAAGCUACACUUGAAAAACUAAAAGCUGAAAAUCAACCUAUAAGGGAUAUCCUAAAGCAACUCAUAUUAACGCUCUGUUCAGAAGAGAAUAUGCAAAAAGCUCUUGAAAUGAAAGCAAAAUACAAAUCGGACAUGGUCGUUGGUGGCUAUGCGGCUUUAAUAAGUGUGUGCUGUCGGCAUGAUAAUGCAGAGGACGCGCUGAACCUGAAACAGGAGUUCGACCGUUUAAAUUCAUCUGCUGUUCUUGACACCAGAAAGUAUGUAGACCUCGUAAGAGUAUUGGGGAAACAUGGCAAACUUCAAGAUGCUAUUAACAUUCUAAAGGAGAUGAAAGAGAAGGAUGUUCUUAUCCAGGAUACAACACUCUUGUCCUUUUUCCACAUCCUAAAUGGUGCAGCAUUAAGAGGUGAAGUUGAAACAGUGAAACAGUUGCAUGAAGCCAUCGUGACUCUAGGGUUAGCACACCCGUCUACCUCCAUAAGUUCCCCAUUGGUCACUCUAUAUCUGGAAAAGGAUGAUAUACCUGCUGCUCUUGAGGCUUCCCUUGACUGCUUUCAAAAGUACAAAAUACUACCAAGAAUUCAUGAUGUCUUAUGCAGACUGAUUGAGAAAGGCGAGACGGAUCUGAUUCAGAAAGCAAUGGACUUUGUGAGCCAAGAACAAGGUGAAAUGACGAUGCUCUAUGAUCUUUUCUUUGCCUUCCUACAAACAGGAAAUUACAAAGAAGCCAAGAAGAUCAUUGAGACACCAGGCAUCAGAGCUCGCCCUUCAAGACUACAGUGGUUUUGUGAUAAAUGCAUUUCAACUAACCAGGUUGAAACUCUGGAAAAAUUAGUGGAGAUGACACAGAAGCUAUUUGAAUGUGAUAGAGAUCAGCUAUACUACAGUCUGUUAAAACUAUAUCAAAUGAAUGGUGACUGGCAGAGAGCUGACACUGUCUGGAAUAAAAUGCAAGAAGAAAAUAUUAUUCCUCGUGAGAAGACAUUAAGAUUAUUAGCGGAAAUUCUUAAAAACAAUAAUCAGGAGGUUCCAUUUGAUGUGCCAGAGUUGUGGUAUGAGAAUGAAGACCAUCUCAUCACUGAGAAGUCUUUAUCACUCUUGCCUUUGGAAGCUAAAUUCCAGAGAGAGCUCAGGAAUGCCUGCCAGAGGAAGAGAAAUAAAGAUGCAUAUAAUAUUUUCCUGAGAGCAGAAAACCAAAAAGUUGUGUUUAACAGUGAAACAUACAUCAGUCUUAUCAAAUUACUGCUGUUGAAGGAAAAUUUAAUACAAGCAAUGCAAGUAAAAAAUAUCGCUGAGACCCACAUCAAGGGCUUCACACUGAACGAUGCUGCCAACAGCCUCCUCCUCAUAACGCAAGUUAGGCGGGAUUAUUUGAAAGACGCUCUGGCAACACUGAGGAGAACCUUGGAUCUGGAGCAGUUGCCUUCUAGGAUGGCAGUGACCCGCCUUAUUCAGGCAUUUGCCUUGAAGGGUGAUGUCGAAAGCAUACAGGCAAUUCAGAAGAUGGUAAAUGGACUUGAAAAUUCAGUUGGACUUUCACGUAUGGUUUUCAUCAAUAACAUUGCCUUGGCACAAAUAAAAAACAAUAACGUAGAUGUCGCAGUAGAAAGCAUUGAAAGUAUGCUGACUUCUGAGAAUCCAGCCCUGGAUCACCAGCACUUUGGCUUGGCGUACUUAUACAGAAAAGUGAUUGAGGAGCAGCUGGAGACAGCAGUUGAAAAGAUAAGCAUCAUGGCAGAGAGAUUAGCCAAUCAGUUUGGCAUUUACAAACCUGUCACUGAUCUUUUCCUUCAGCUUUUGGAUACAGGCAGGGUGAAUGAUGCCAGAGCCCUCCUGCAGAGAUGUGGUGCGAUUGCUGAACAAACUUCAAUUCUGUCGGUCUUCUGUUUUAGGAGCUCUUGGACACCAGGAAAGGCACCAACUAUAAAAUCUUUGUUAGAACUGAUUCCUGGGUUAAUUGAAGAGGAAAAUGCGUAUUCUCCCAUCAUGAAAAUCUAUGCCCAGGACAAUGAUGUCGCCUCUGCUAAAGCGCUGUAUGAACAUCUCACUGCAAAGAACAUAAAACUGAAUGGUUUGUUUCUAAAGCGUUACGCAGUGUUGCUGAAGAAUGCUGGGGAGUCUGUCCCUUUUCCAGAACCACCUGAAAGCUUUGAUUUUUAUGUGAAGCAGCUGAAGGAGUCCAAGGAAAUCCCUUUGUGA